Calidris pugnax (ruff) is the source of this 5136-nucleotide messenger RNA. It is a transcript of the gene SMCO3, whose product is annotated as single-pass membrane protein with coiled-coil domains 3. The coding region runs from base 3398 to 4075 and encodes 225 amino acids. The record is from RefSeq and is a predicted model, not a curated record. NCBI's taxonomy places the organism in Eukaryota, Metazoa, Chordata, Aves, Charadriiformes, Scolopacidae. The transcript is spliced from 3 exons.
CGAUUAGAAGCAGCUGCUGCAGGUACCUCCUGUAUGUGCGUUCAAACAUGUUUAAACUCUUUUCUGUGUAAGAAUUACAGGAAUCAAGAUGGAUUUCUGAUACAUCAGCACAUUUAUGUCUCUUUCUGGUCAUCUGUGAUCGCUAGGAUGCAGGCUUCAACUGUUUUAACAAAGGUCUGGAAUCUUUCACAAGGUGGCUUCAGCACCCUGAAAGCCUCCUCUAAGUAGUCAGCUGCUAUUUUCUGGCUUUUCUUUAUGGAUCUGUGUCCUUGAAGGAUAGUCUGUAGGAAAACAAAAAGUGAAGUGGGGGAGGGUGGAAAGUGAAGCCUGAGCUGUUGUGAAGUUUCACUCGAGGAGGAGCUGCCUUCUGUGGUACUUGGUGUUUCAUAUUGUUGUAGUAUCUUCAAAAUAUCGGCAUACUCCACAAGAAGUUCUGAUACUUGGAGGGAUAAGGCAGGUGAACUCAAUAACUGAUGAACAGCAGACUCUACUGUGUCAGGCAAAUUGCCAUGUUUCAACAUCACUGCAAUGAGUGUACCUGUGAUGCUUUCUACCACCUCCUUGUAAUUCUCAUAAACUUCCUUUAUGGCUGCGAUCUUGUCCUGCAAGGAGGUGGUGGGAUCAGCAAUGUUAUCAUACAAACUGUGGCUGAUGCUUCCCUGUAGAUCUUUGUCUCUUGUUUCCACAGUGGCUUGCAUCUCUUUCAAAGCAUUGACCACGAGCUGCAGAUUCUGUUUAAUGCUGAAAUGCUCUUUUACCGGCAUGAUGGGGAGGUUGGUGCCAAGAUGCUCCUUGAGGAGUCGGAAUAUUGUGUUGGUUGAAGAGACAUAGAUGUACACUAAGUCAUGCAAAUUCUCGCAGGCCUCAAUCAGCCUAUCUUUAUCACUCUUCAGACCAAGGCGGGCUAACAUUGCUGGAGUGGAGUCUGACUAAAAAGCAAAGAGAAGAAAUGCAGAAGACACAGGGGAAUAAAACUGGAUAUAUUGGCAGCUAGAAUGCUACAUUUCUGAAAGCAGUAUUGCAAGGUAUCAACCCACCCACCCACCCCCAAGACAUUACAGUUAGAAGAAAACACAGAAGAAAGCUCUUUGUCAGCCUUUGCUGGGGUUUUACCAAGCAGGCCAGCCAAAUAUGGUGUAAACAGCUGCAAGUAUUAUUACUCUUAUGGCUGCAGGAAGUACCCCUCUGACCGUCAGCAUGAAAUUCAAAAAGCAAUGGAAGUGCUGUAAGUGAAUUAUUCUUACCUUUUGGUGUUCAUUGGUAAAUUUAUGGGAGUCCUAGCAAACAAUCUACUUACAUCAUCUUUAGAACUAUAAUCUUUCAGUUUGUAUAUACUGGUGCAUCUACACAGAAUUAAACUCAUAUUCUGGGGAUGGGGGGAAUAGACACUGCAAAGUCAAAUGUGUCAGAUGUCUACAUUCAACAGACAAAGCAACUGAAGACCGAGUAAUGCAAUGUUCUGUCAGGCUACAGUUUCCUGUGAAGUGGCCCAUAUCUCUCAGUUCAGAGUGAGCAGGUGUUGCAAGCAUCCCUUGAUAGGUGGAAAUACAAAACAUUUUCCUUGCCUGGGCUCACGUCUUGCUACUGUUCUGACUGCUAAGGAAGUUAUGUCCUUCUGCUUGUGCCUGAGAAGUCUCUCAAGGGACUACUGCAGGUACAGUCCUGGGACAACACGCGGCUGAGGGACUUCUGAUGUUGGCUUUGCUUGUGCCAGAGCCCUGCAAAGCCAGACUGGUCGCAGCAGACAUGUUUCAUCAGCUAUUGCUGUGGUUAGAGGUGCAGUUAGAUGGGUCCAAGCAGUUGCAGUUUCCCAGCCCACUGCAUACUUUUCUCUCACUGCUCAGCUCAGCCCUCUGCCUCUUCCUCCUUUCCCUUCCCAUGGCAAACGUGAUCUGAAAUUGUGUGAAAUGGCAAAACUGAUUGUAGCCUCCACUGCUGUUCAGCCAAAGCUGGCUCUGGGACUCCACACUACUUCUUCCACUCUGAUGGCAACAGAGGAGAGGACCUGGGUAAUUGCAGCAAGGAAGGGUGACAGACACUCCAGAUGAAGUCCUUCCCCCAAACUUAAUAGGUCUGAAACAAUAGCUAUUAAUCUCCCCUUAAGGCCUGGAGUAAAGAAGAAGGAAAACUGCUUGCUUAUUGUUUAAAUGAUUUUCUGCCAUGUUCCAAAUGAUAGAAGAGAAGUAUUUGCAUCCACUGUAAACCUUGAAGACCUGAAAUCAGUUUUCAGCCUACAAAAUGUGGCAUAGAGGCAGUUGCCAGCCUGAUUAAUUCAAUUCAGCCCAAUAUUGGAAGAGGUAUUUCAGGACUACAUGGCAUUUUCAGUUAAUAACAGGACUCACAAUGAAUUGACCAUUGCAGAACGGUAAUAGUUAAAUCGUUAGUGUUCUCUCUCAGCUUACCUUCUCAUGCCUACAGCUCUGAAAACAGGGGGAGUCUGGUACUCUGGCUCUGUGUUGAAUACAAUAGCUCAUUUUUCAGGGGAAAACAAGCUGGUAGUUGCAGAGUACUCAUUUUAUGAUUGAUCUUUGACUUUCAUUUGAAAGUCAACCAUUCUCUACUAGGGAGGCAGCACUGAUGACCAGAGCCUAGUGGGCAGCAGGUCCCUCUUUCUAAGGAUCAGAGCAUGGAAGAUUUCUAGCUUGGAUGAAGGCAGAAGUACAAGUUUGUCUUGCUGGAACAGACAAAGCCUGUUUUCACUGUGUGUCAUAUCUAUUUUUCUAUUUGUGUGGGAUUGUUCAACUUUUCAUCCAUAAUUCGCAGUGGUACAAAACCAGUCACGGCAACAAUUCAUUAUUUAAAAGAACAGCUGCAAGCAAUAGUGGGUUUUGUUUAUACUUAUAAACAAUAGGAAUUUAGAAAUCCUAGUACAAAAACUAAUCCUGUAUCUGUAACAUGGACUAAACGUUGUUCAUGUUUUAUGUUCUGAGAACAGCAAGUAGUACCAUCCUCUUUCAGCCAUGGCUGUAGGUACCUGUGAUGGUACCUUUGUCACAGACAGAGGGAUUCGUGCUGUGACUAUUCUCUCCAGGAAAAGGUGGCCUUUGGAGGACCUAACAAAUGGGAACCAGCAUGAAAUAAACUGAAAUGUGUUAAAAUUCAAAGGAAUGGGAAAGGAGGAAGAAAAUGAAAUGAAUCUGGGUAAACAUCACACAAUAGAAUUGACAACAAGCAGGCAGGCCACAGGACCCAGCUGAAGCCCAGCCUCUGGAUCCCUAACUCAUCACAUGCUGCUGGAAACCACCAGAGGAACGCAGGGGAAAGAGGAUGGAGUCAGUGUCCCGUACACAUUCAGCUGAUUGCAAGAGCACUGAGACAAAAUCAGGUUGAAGGAAAAGAAAGAUGUGUUAAAGAAUUUAUUCUCUUGACAGAGCUACAAGUAACCUAUUUCUGAAGAAUGGCUCUGAGUGACCUCCUGUACCCAGAUAACCCCAAGAGAAGGCAAGAAUUGAUCCACCUGCACCAGGAGUUGCUUGACUGCAUGUCCACAAAUUUCCGUGCAACAAAUGAGCUGGCUGGAGUAUUGAAUGAACACCUGGGCUGUACCAUUUCCCACAUUCAGAUGAGAGAGAGCAGCACCGUCAAGGAAAACUGUGACAUUAUGAUUCAAGCGAUGAGUGAGAUUCAGCAUCAGGUACAGAAGAUUGAUAGCGACAUGAAGGAAAAGCUGGAGCCUGUGCUGUACCAGAAGCUCUAUGACAUCAAAGAGCCUGAGCUGGAGAAAAUUGCAAUAGCCCAUAAAGUUUUUUCAAUUAUUCUCGGAGAAGCAACUUCAACAGCUGGGAUGGUUGCUAUCAAACUGCUUGGCUCCAAUCUUAUGACUCUGACUGUGAGCAAGCUCGUCAGUCUCCUUGCGCAGAUCGGGGCAUCUGUUCUUGGGGGAAUCAGCAUCACCGUUCUCGGGCUUGGCAUUGAAAUGAUCCUCCAUGCCAUCCUGGGAGCAGUGGAGAGGAAUCAGCUUCUGACAGCUGUGAGGAGCUAUGAGAAGCACCUGGCUGAGUUUAAAGCAGCUUCAGAAAAGUACCAGCGUGCCAUACGUGAAGUGACCUCUUUGGUGAGACAGCAGGUUCAGUGAAUGAAUGUCAGAGUUCUCUCUUCUACGGUGACAGUGGCUGCAGCAGCUAUGUCUGCAGAAACCUUUUUGAUUCAUUACGGUAAAUGAACUACUGAUGGCUUUUUUUCUUAUUAGUGGCAGCAGAGCAAAAGAUGUGACAGAUCAAGGAAUUGGCACUGAAAUAUAUUAGUAGGGAAUGCACUUAUAGGUUCUUCUGGGAGGCAAAGCUUCCAAUAUUUCAUACCUUUGCUUCAGCUGUUUUCUGGAGUUCAUUAUAGAUAACCUUGAACUGUCAUUCAUCCUAGUGACAGUAAUAUUCACUGCUGGAGCAGUAGUGGUGAGAAGGUGUGAUUUUUCUCUCUAUGUUUUUCUUGUAUCAAAGAUGACAACAUGAUGGGAGAAAACAAAUACAACAAGCCAGUCCAUGUCAUCACCUGGAGGGCUCAUCAGGACAGCUCUGGUUGCUAAACUCUUAGUGUGGUUUAGUGCUGCUAAAUCUGAUAGGCUGAAUUCCCUGUUUGUUGAACUGCUUCCAAGGACUAGCUGAAGCAUAUUUAACUGCUAUUUCCUGCCCCAUCCCUCCCUAAGGAGCCAGACAGAGAUCUUCUUUAAAUAAACUCUAAUCCCAGUAGAUUAGAAGGUAAGAGAAGCAUGGGCCUAGAAGCAAACAUACACAACCUUGCCCCACAACUGAGAGAAAUCAGCUGUAGUGUUCCAGAAAUGAAUAACCUCUUAUGCUCAGAAAUGCCCUGCUCCUGCCAACCCACAGGUAAAUACUUCUAUGCAGAGUCGCUGCUCUGUUGCUUGGCGUGGGAUUAUACACACGUACAAGUGUCUGUAGGAUUACAGCCCGAUUAAAGCACUAAAUUUAUUUUCACGUGCUUUACCUGGUCCCACUGAUGUGGGACUGCCAAGAGUGUGCUUAGAGUCUGCAUUUCAUAAUAUGCUACCAAAUGUCCUUAUUUUUCGGUUCUUAAAAACAAAGCUGGAAGCAAGAACAUGAUUUGAAGUCUCCUGCUCUGAUUUGCUGUGGUUUCAUUUUUUUUUGCUUUGAUCUUUGGAAAAAAAAAAAAAAAAAAAAA